This is a messenger RNA of Nicotiana tabacum (common tobacco), 896 nucleotides long. NCBI's taxonomy places the organism in Eukaryota, Viridiplantae, Streptophyta, Magnoliopsida, Solanales, Solanaceae. The record is from RefSeq and is a predicted model, not a curated record.
CUGCAUUUUUACCUUUACUUUCAAGAUUUCUUAAGUACACCAUUAGAUUGAAAAGCUAAGAACUGAAAUUGUGUCAUAUUGGACCUGCAGUUUGCUCAUAGGAAAUGUAUACAGAGAUGGUGCAACAAAAAAGGUGACAUAACCUGUGAAAUCUGUAAUAAGGUCUUUUCACCAAACUAUACCCUUCCACCUGCAAGAAGCAACCCUGAUGUAAUGGCAAUUGAUAUCAGGCAAGCAUGGGGCCCCGGCAUGGAUAUUAGAAACCCUCAUUUUCUGGCUUUUGCCACAGCUGAGCGUCAAUUCCUUGAAUCGGAGUAUGAUGACUAUGCCAUUGCUAGCAGUGGGGGUUUAGCAUUUUUCCGCUACGUUGCAAUCAUCUUGAUGCUACUCUUGCUGAUUCGCCAAACAUUGAUGGUCACAAGGGACUUUUCAAUGGUGCAGGACUCAUCUACAUUCUUCAAUUUUCAGAUUUCACUUCUACAGCUGGUGGCUUUCCUCCUCCCUUGUUAUGUAAUGGCUCGGACAUGGUACAUGAUACAAUGCCGAAGAAGGAGGCAGGGUUAAGAAGGAAGCCAUGGUUGGUAGCAUGACCUUUUGCAGCCUUUCUCGUCUCUAAUGUUGGACAAAUGCUGCUGCUGUACAUCAACCUUCUCUUUCCCUAAUAUCUGUAUUUAUCUUCCAAGGUGCAAAAGUUAAGCUUAGCACUUUGGUGCUGAAAAUCCCUUAGCUCUUCCCCAGUUUCUCCUACCCGUGAACUCGUAAGCAAAUGUAAAUAUGUGAGGAUUUGAGUUCACUAGCGGUUUCUAUCACCUUGUUCUAUAAUAUCAGAUAUUGGAUGUCACUGAAACAAUUGGCCAUCCAUAUGAAAUUUCUAAUGGAACAGUAAGUUAUCUGCA